Poecilia latipinna (sailfin molly) is the source of this 5212-nucleotide messenger RNA. RefSeq names its product dehydrogenase/reductase SDR family member on chromosome X-like. The coding region runs from base 837 to 1817 and encodes 326 amino acids. The transcript is spliced from 8 exons. The record is from RefSeq and is a predicted model, not a curated record. NCBI's taxonomy places the organism in Eukaryota, Metazoa, Chordata, Actinopteri, Cyprinodontiformes, Poeciliidae.
AGGAAUACUAAUCAACCUGUUUGCCGUCAAGUGCAGCAGGCAGCUCGGUGCGCAACUUUUUCAUUCAGCACGCACUAACACGUUUCUGCCAGCGCAUCGUUAAUAAAACGUGUGUGAAAUGUACAUUUCUCUUUGACUGAACCGUGAGCUGACUGUUUCCACUUUAGUCUCCUUGCCUCGUUUUUGUUUUAUUUAUUUUUUUUUUUAUGUGAGACAAGCCGCCUGAAAGAUUGUAUCUAGGAAGAGACAGCUCACUACUAACCCACCUCUAGCGAGGGAAGCCCCCCACGCGUUGCGCGCCUGGAUCACCGGGGGUUUACAUUUAUAUAUUUAUAUUCAGGUUCUCUCACCCGGCGGCGCGUGUGCACGCGCGCGGCGCACUUACACGUGUGUGUUCAAAAAGAAGCCCUCGGACUCCGUCCUCAACAGUUGCCACCAGAAGGAGGGAGAGAGAGAGAGAGACGGCAGACUGAGGACCGGACGGACGCCGCUCUGCCCGGCUCUGCUCCUGACAUGCAGUCGCUCAUUUCUCCGGUGACCAAAGCCAUCCUAGUUGCGCUCUUCAUCUUCGCCAUCCUGCUGAUCCUGUAUGUGAUCCUCUGGUACAUCUGUAGGGACGUGGACUGCGACCACGGAAUUUGAGGAUUCCGUUAAAGCGGGGAAAUAACGGGAAAUCAACAAUGGGGCGCACAGAGGAGCCCAAAGAGUCCUGUCUCAUCCCAAUUGCAAGGAGGCGAGGAUGCACAAACGUCGUAUUGGAAUGUGUCCCACAGGCUUGCGUCGCUUUGCCUGUCUAGAUUGACUGAUUUCUGCUGCUUUUGCACACCCUGCCAAAGAUGUGGGCUGCCCUUCGGUUUCGUCUUGUACCUGCUAUCAAGCUGUACCUGCUUGGGUUUAAGGUCCUGCUGGAGCAGCUACUAAACAAACGUUUAAAACUUCCAGUGAUGCCCAGACAAGAUGGCAAGGUUGCCAUAGUGACAGGAGGAAGCAGGGGAAUCGGCUAUGAGGUGGUCCGGCAUUUGGCCAGACUUGGAGCACAUGUUAUCAUAGGUGGAAGGGAUGAGCAGAGGGGUCUUGCUGCCAUCAAAAGGAUUUGUGAAGAGGACAAGGAGGCCAGAGUGGAGUUUGAGAAAUUGGACCUUGCUUCAUUGCAGUCAAUCCAACAAUUUGCUGUGAGCUUCAAGAAGAGGAACCUGCCACUUAAUAUUUUGGUAAAUAAUGCCGGUGUGAUGCUGGCUCCUGAGGGCCGAACUGAGGAUGGGUUUGAGCAGCACUUUGGUGUGAACUACCUAGGCCACUUUCUGUUGACCUGGCUCCUCCUGGAUGCACUGAAGGAUUCGGGGAAGUCCGGUGACGUCUCCUGCGUGGUCAAUGUUUCGUCGUCAGCUCAUUCCAUCGGGGAAAUCAGACUGAAUGACUUAAACAGCUGCCAACAUUAUUCAGCUCAUGCUGCUUACUGUGGCAGUAAACUGGCCCAGGUGCUGUUCAGUUCCCACCUUCACCAGGAGAUGCAGAGAGAAGGUUUUCCAGUGGUUUCAUGUGCCGUGGAUCCAGGCAUGGUGGAUACGGCUCUAUAUAAGCAUCUCUGCACACCUCUACAUUUGGCACAAAGUCUAAUUGCUCGGAUCCUGUUCAGGACUCCUACAGAGGGCGCUGCCACUGUACUGUCAGCCACUUUGUCACCAGCCCUGGAUGAGGAUUCUGGCGGAGGCUACUGGGCCAACGGGCGAAGGGAGAUGACGACCCCGCCUACAUUUGACCCUCAGCUUCCAUUGAGUUUAUGGGAAAUCAGCCUCCGGUUGCUGGGAUUACAGUAACAUGGGACUCUAAAGAUGAGUAGGAGGACUAAAUCUAUUUGAAAGCAUCACAUAAAGACCUUAAACUUGGGCUUACAUUAUUUCUGACCCUUUUUAAAAUUAUUUUCCAAAUCUCACAUGAAGGUGUUGGUCGCACAGAUAGAACUGUGAUUGGUUGCGUAGGGUUUGGCAAGCUGUUGUUCCAGACCUACUUAUGAAGGGCUAAAGUGAAUAGAAUAUGUCUUUAUAUUAUGUUGUUUCAUUUAUAUUUCUUUCUAAGCAAACAAUAUAUGCAGACAUACAUAAAUUUGUGUCAUCCAGCAGAAUCACUAACCAGAUUUCUGUAAUCAAUAAAUUUGUUCUUGGAUAUCAAUAAUUGGCCAUCUAAAAAUUGCUAAAUCUAUGAGUUACAAAACAAUUUUUUUUCAACCAUCCAAAUAUUUGGGUUAAGUGAUGACGAAAAGGUACGCAUUAGUAAAAACAGACUUGAACUUGGAACAAUUUUCCCUCAGUCUGUGAAUGACUCAACAUUUGAAAAAUAAUUUAUUGCAUAGCCAGGGUUUCCAGGUGUUUCUUUUUCUCCAUCAGUUCAGACACAAAAAAGGAGAAAUCGGUCAUCAGUUUUUGUUUUUUGAUCUGUACUUGUUUUGCAUCGGGGAUAUGUGCGCAGUAUGCACAGAAAAGUCUAAGAUGAACUCUUCUGGACCCAAUAAAUGUUGAUGGGGAACAAAACAAUAAUCGGUUUUGGAGGAAGGGGAAAAGGAGAAAGCACUUUUUACUUUUUUGUUUUUUUCUAGCACACAAACUGUGAUUGGUUCCCCACAGCUGCAGCUAAUGCCACUUUCUUAUUUGGCGCCACACCCAGUGCAUUGUGGGAUGGAAAAAUCUCCACGAUGCGAAUAAAACUAUCUGGUGAGCUGAUACAGACGCUCACUCGGAAAACACUGGAAGCAGCACAUCUAGGCGAAGGCUUAUCCAGCAAACAAACACAGCUGUCUCUCAUGCAGGGCUACACCCUCACACAAGAUGCGCCAUAAUGCCCUCUCCACUGUGAUUAAUGCAUUUUAGCAUUGAAGAUCAAAUGUUUAUCUCAAAUUGACAUUCUUAGGCUAAAUUCUUUGCCAUUUAGAAGUCAGCCUCUUAUCUUUAUUUGCUGUAUAUAAAGCAAUACUAUCACUGUGGUAGCGAAUUUAGCUACUGGCACAGACAUUCAGCGGAGAAGCAGAGAAGUUCCCGAUAUAUGAGUAAUUUGAAAUUUCUCUGUCUACAUGUACAAAGAUGUUUAAUGAAGAGAUUUUUAGUGUUAUGCUUUUUUAUUUUAGAGUAGCUACGUUUAAAGGUUUUGCCUUUUCUUAAGUAGAUGUCUGGAUUCUUUUAGGGAUGCAGCUCACAAGGUCUCCUCCAGAAAACUGUGAGGUCAAACCGAAUCCGUUACUCCUCCCUAAAUGAGAGCGUAGAUAACCUGCUCUGUCCUUUUCCUGUUAAUUUAUUUGGACAGCUAAAGGUAGGUGGAGGACUUCAUUUUACUGGCCUGUUGUUUUUGUAAAAGUCUACCAGAUUUUUUACUUAAACCUGUAGUAUCCUCCUGCAACUUUGUCUGUCAGCAAUUGUCUGCUUUCUACAAAACAAGAUGUCAUAAAAAGGGAGGGUUCAGUUUUAGAUUGGUAGUAAAGAAAUGUUUAAUUGUGAAGAUCAGGACCUCACUGUGAGACACAGAGAGGUCUGUAUAAUUUGUCCAGUGAUUAUAAUAACUGUUAGUAUGCCCUGCUAUCCAGUCAUUUUUUUAAAAUAUAUUGUUUCAGAUCAUGGAGCACCAGGGUUUUCCCUCAACUAAUAGAACAACGGGACUCCCUCAAACACAAAAAUAAGUUGCUGCAAAUUGCUGGUCAGCUGGCUGAAAGAAAACUCUGUUAUAUUUUUUACUUGCUUCCAAGAAAGAUACAUUUGUCACAGAAUAUUUCCGUUAGUUAAAAAAAAAAAAAAAAACACAGUCUUGGUGUGUUUUUCACUUCCUUGGUGCAUACCGAGCGCAUGCAUAGCAUAGCAUGAGACUGAGCUGUUGCUAUCAGAUCAUUUCAUUUAUGCAGGUUUUAUAUUGUUAUAAAUGUACAGUCCAAAAAGGUCAUUAUAUAGGUAACAGUUUGGUGGUGAGUACUGUACAAAGAUGAUUUUUGUUCUCUCAGAUUUAGACAGAAAACCAUUCCUUUUUAAGUCCGUAACCUCUGACCGGUUUUGUCAUUUUUGAAGGCUGACUUUAAUCAAAGACAACAUUUGUCCUGCUUUGAUAUUUGUGAGAAGUUUAAGAGAACAGGCUGUUGCAAAACACUUGAACAGACUUUCAGACCCUUUGCUUUGCUAUGUUUGUCAGGUUUAUUUGUAAAUACAACAAAAUGUUGAGUUAUGACGCUUUUGCAAUUUCUCCAAGUCCACAUAUGAUUUAUUAAUAAUUUGAUUUGGACAUACAAUUGCACCAGAAGUCCAGUAAAUGAGUUAUCUCCACCUUGACCAGUCACAACAGUUUUGUGUCAUUGCUUCAAUUACAUUAGUAAUUCAAUUCUGAAGCAAACAAAUCAUUAGAUGUUUGUUCUUUUUUUCUUUUUGUAGGUUCAUAAUUGUGUGAGGACUGACUACUCAAUGCCAGCAAUAUUUCUCAGUGUUGUCACACAAUACUCGGAAACUGUUCGCCUCAAUGCUUCCUUGUUUGAUUGUGACUCCCUUAGGCUACUGGAGUAAAUAACACACAUAUUCCCACUGAAACAAAUGUGCUUGCUUCCUGUGACACAAAUGGAAAAAACACCAGCUUACAACUCAGCUCUGCUCUUCUAUAGAGUGCAAGGCUACAAAUGUGUGCUACUUCCUGUCAAAGAGCUAUCUAGUCUUUCUCAGUCCAGCUGCUUAACUAGGUGUAUUUAAAUGAGGGAGAAGUGAGACAGAGGGGACCAAGAGAGCUUCAGACUCUUUCAUCUGAGCACAAGGUUAUCCAAAGAGUGAGCGUUUGACAGAGGCACGAACAAGCAAGUGAACUGUCCAAACUUAAACUGCAAAUUUAGAAAAGGAGCUAAAACGGCUCCAGUAAGUAGUUGUCAGUGGUUUCGUCUACGUGGUUAACUUGUAUUUGAUUAUUUAAAGUGCUGGAGGAGCCCAGAGGAGGUGUUUGUAGAUUGAAAACACUUUAAUAGCCAUUCCUUUGACUGACCUGGGAUUACAUUUAUAUUAAAUGUUCUAGUCCCAUGUUUUGCAAAAUCCUAAAUGUGUAUAUGUAUAUGAGGAGCUGAGUAUAAAAGGGGAGCCAGAUGAACUGAGUCCUUACUUUGGGACAAUUAAAGUAUAAGAAAAUAUGUUUGUUUACCCUGUUCACUUAAAGCAUGGAAACCUUAUACUUGUUCUAAGUCCAGGCUUGCAUUUUUGAGACUCAA